Messenger RNA from Marmota flaviventris (yellow-bellied marmot), 2998 nucleotides. Lineage: Eukaryota; Metazoa; Chordata; Mammalia; Rodentia; Sciuridae. The record is from RefSeq and is a predicted model, not a curated record.
UCCAGCAGUUCUGCACCCAGGCAGGGAACGACUGGCACCGCGUGUACCUGGUCCGGAGGCUCGCGAGCCUGCGUGGGAUGGAAUUUGUGAAAAGCCUCUCCAGGGAGGGCCAUCGGUGCCAGUGGGUGUUUCCCAAGGGAGUCAUUGCACAGCAGAAAGACCACACGGGCCAGAUGGACCAAUACCUGGUGCAUGGGGACAAGUACAAGGCACUUCGUGACGCAGUGGGCAAAGCCAUGCUCGAGUGCAAGGCCUCCAGCCUCGAGGCUGCUCUGAUGGCCUGCAGGAGCCCCGGAGCUCAACAGGCCGUCUACCUGCUGCUGGCGCUGUUCCGAGAAGUGGCUGCUCUCCACUGCUCCCACAACUCGAACCUCCACCCUAAGCCGGAGCAAUGCGAGGCUGUGAGCAGGUUCAUUGAGGACAGCAAGAUCCUGUCUCCUCCGGGGGUUAGGCCUUUCGCAGCAUCCCUCGUGGCCAACACUCUGCCCUUGCUGAGCGCGGGCCCUGGUGCUGACAGCCUUGAAGGAACAGUGACAGAAAUGGCCGUUCACACUGCGGCUGUCCUUCUGUGUGGACAGAGCAAAGUCUUGGUGCCCCUGAGGAACUUGGCCUUCUCCCCAGCCAGCAUGGCGAAUGCGUUUCUUCCAACGAUGCCUGAAGACCUGCUGGCUCAAACCCAGAAGUGGGAGGGUCUGGAAGGCGUCCACUGGUACACUUGUCCCAAAGGUCAUCCGUGUUCUGUAGGAGAGUGUGGCAAGCCGAUGGAGCAGAGCUUCUGUGUUGACUGUGGUGCUAACAUAGGAGGUAUCAACCACAGACCUCAUGCCGGCUUCCAGAGUAUCAGAGACAGCACAGACAGAACCAAGACUGGCCAUGUGCUGGGCCACCCGCAACCCAGAGAUGUCGUAGUAGUGUCUGACCGAGAGCUGUCCCCAGUCAUCUUCAUUCUCAUGCGCCUACUCACUCAUCUGGCUAUGCUUUUGGGAGCCACUCAAAAUCCCGAGGCUGUGAUAAAUAUCAUCAAGCCUCCAGUGAGUGACCCAAAAGGAUUCCUGCAGCAGCACAUCCGGAGAGACUUGGAGCAGUUGACAAAGAUGCUGGGGAAGAGUGCCGACGAGACCACCCAUGUGGUCCACCUCAUGCUGCGCUGCCUUCUCAAAGAGCAGCACCCACUCCCUGACUGGAGACAUUUAAAUUUUGAUGCAAAAUUGUCCAAAAAAGGACAUAGAAACAAUUGGGAAAAACAUGUCGAAGCUCUUCUUCUACCUGAACUGGAGCAUCUAGAUAAGACCCUGCUGACUGUGAGCACACUCAUCAGCCAGGAUGAGCGCAUCAGCUCUAGCCCUGUGGCCAGAAUCAUAUAUGGUGACCCUGCAAGCUUCUUGCCCCAGCUGCCCCAGAAAAGUGAGGCUCAUUGCUCAAAGAUUUGGAGCUGCAGGAAGAAGAUCACAGUCGAGUACCUCCAGCACGUUGUGGAGCAGAAGAACGGCAAGGAGAUGGUGCCCGUGCUCUGGCAGUUCCUGCAGAAGGAGGCAAAACUGAGACUGGUGAAAUUCUUACCUGAGAUUUUGGCCCUGCAAAGGGAUCUAGUGAAACAAUUCCAGAAUGUUCCAGAAGAUGAAUAUCCCUGUUCCAUCAGGAGUUUUAUUAGCAGUCACAGUUCAGAGGGGCUGAGGCAGCUGUUCCACAACAGGAUCACCACCUUCCUGUCCACGUGGAAUGCCCUGAGGCGGUCACUGGAGACCAACGGUGAAAUCAAGUUACCUAAAGGCUACUACAACUCUGAGUUGGAUCUGGACACAGAUUUUAAGGUCAUCCUGCCCCGACGUCGGGGCCUGGGCCUCUGCUCAACUGCAUUAGUCAGCUACUUGAUUAAUCUACAUAAUGAAAUCAUCUACACGAUGGAGAAGUUCUCCAAGGAAAACAACAGCUAUUCCGUGGAUGCCUCAGAGGUCACUGACCUGCAUGUUGUCAGUUACGAAGUGGAGCGGGACCUGAUGCCUCUGAUUCUCUCCAACUGCCAGUAUCAAGUGGAGCAAGGUGGGGAGACCUCACAGGAAUUUGACCUGGAGAAGAUCCAGCGGCAGAUCAGCAGCCACUUCCUCCAGGGCAAGCCCAGGCUGACCCUCAAGGGGAUACCCACGCUGGUCUAUAGACAUGACUGGAACUUCGAACAUCUCUUUGUGGACAUCAAGAACAAAAUGGCACAGAGCCCCCUCCCCAAGUCGGCCAUGGGUGCCAUCAGUGGAGAGCUUCGGUCCUACAGCGAUGUCUGUGAAGCACUCUCUAUCAUAGAGGUCACUCUGGGCUUUCUAGGCACAGCUGGUGGGGAUCCAAAUAUGCACCUAAAUGUGUAUGUCCAAGACAUCCUGCGAAUGAGCCACCAAACAACUCCGGUUUUAAAGGCUUUAAGCAGAUGUCAGUUAAAACAUGCUGUUGCCCUCUGGCAGUUCCUCUCUGCUCAUAAGUCGGAACAGCUGCUGCGACUGAAGAAAGAUCCCUUUUGGGAAAUCAGUUCUAGGUACAAAGCAGACCUCAGCCCAGAAAUUGCUAAGCUCCUCAGCACCUUCCUGAAUCACACAGACCUAGAUGCUUUCCUCAUGGAGCUCCAUGAGCUGAUGGUGUUGAAACUAAGAAACACCCAGACCCAGGAGAGCUUCAACCCUGAAUGGAGCCUGAGGGACACUCUGAUGAGUUACAUGGAAACCAAAGAGAGUGAAGUUCUUCCAGAAAUGGAAUCCCAGUUCCCAGAAGAGAUACUGCUGUCCAGCUGCGUCUCUGUAUGGAAAGUGGCAGUUGCAUGGAAACAGGACCGGCAAGCAAAAUAGGACUCUCUGCUCUGUCCCUUUAUGUGGUGGGGACAUAGCUCCCCUCCCCUCCACUGUGCCUCAAGGGCACCUGGAAAGACAGUGUUGGAAUAGCACUGAAUUCAAGGCCAGCAUGCACUGUGCCAGCUGAUGGAUUUUUUUUUUACUUUUUAUUGAUUUUACUUUUUUUU